UCAAUAAUUUUGUGCACUAUUAUAAAUUUAAAUAUGCUAUGAGAAAACAGAACUAAUACGUUCUAAAUUAACGACGUAAAUAGUUUACUUCAUACCUCAUAAAUCAUCGCGCAUUAUGAUUAGAAUUAAAAGAAUUACCGAUUUAGAACGGCUCGCUGAGACCGUUCCCAAACCGAAAGGCGCUGUGCCAAAGUUUGGUCUACCAGCGUGGAAGAUGAUGCCGUUGGAGCAUAAAAUACCCAUGAUACCUGGACCGAAGGGCGCUUACAGCUUCACGCGACAAAAAGUGGGAAAGAAAUUAUGGGGACCGAAAUUGGAGUUUGAUCUGAGCGAUCCUUACUGCCAUGAAACAAAAUUCCUUUACGAACCUCUGCAUGACGAGCAUUUGUUCAAGUUUUUUUCCAGACCGAUUAAUCAGAAAUGUCUACAGGAAGCCGAUCUAAUCACAGAUGACUUGGAUGUAAAGUGUUCGCUGCAUGAUUACAAUGAGUACAGAAAGUAUCUGAGGCAGGUGCACGCUGAUCGUAUUAAGAGAAAACUAAAGAGAAGAAACCGUUUUUUCGUUGAGAGAAGAGCCCUACGCUUUGCUGAAGAUCAGGCGCGUAAGGAAGCAGAAAAAAUUUAUUACAUUUUAGCAUAUACAGCCAAGAAGAGGAUUUGGCUUAUAAAUAUAAUGAAAGAAAGAGAGAAGUUGGCCACCGAGAGACAGCAUCUUGUGCAGCUACGACUACUACAAGAGGAACUAAGAAUUCGAAAGCUAGAGGAGCGAGCGUACAGAACAACGCGAAGAUUGAAAUUGUUAAAGCUCGUUAGGCGAGAAGAACGAAGACUAAUAAAUAUUAAGUGUGAUGAGCGGAUUGAGCAGAUUCGUCAAAAAUGCAAAAUUGCGGCAGAGAUCACUCGACGUAAAGUGAUUGAUACGUUGGUGGAUUGGAAGAAGAAGGACAAGGUACGAAAGAAAGGCAGACAGAAGCGACUAAUGAAUAUUACACAACAAAAGCAGAAAGACAUGGAAGAAAGAUGGAUAAAAAAGCGGCAGUUCCAAGAAAAGAAUAUUGCGAAACAAAAAAUGUUAUUACAACGUAUAGACGCUCGUCGUCAAAAAUUUAUAAAAGAUUAUAACAAGUUCUUAACUUAG
Molecule: messenger RNA, 1138 nt
Organism: Cyphomyrmex costatus
Lineage: Eukaryota; Metazoa; Arthropoda; Insecta; Hymenoptera; Formicidae
Product: fibrous sheath-interacting protein 2
Exons: 5
Coding region: 116-1138 (340 amino acids)
Source: RefSeq, a predicted model, not a curated record